Messenger RNA from Eubalaena glacialis (North Atlantic right whale), 4707 nucleotides. It is a transcript of the gene AP3M1, whose product is annotated as adaptor related protein complex 3 subunit mu 1. Gene Ontology annotation, biological process: intracellular protein transport; endocytosis. The record is from RefSeq and is a predicted model, not a curated record. NCBI's taxonomy places the organism in Eukaryota, Metazoa, Chordata, Mammalia, Artiodactyla, Balaenidae. The coding region runs from base 302 to 1558 and encodes 418 amino acids. The transcript is spliced from 9 exons. Gene Ontology annotation, cellular component: cytoplasmic vesicle; clathrin adaptor complex.
UGUGGCCCGGGGCCGCGCCUCCCUCCCGGUCUUCCGGUCUUUCUUGCCAGCUGGGCCGGAAGGGAACGGUGCACCUGCAGCCCAGUGUUUUCAGGCCCUCAGACUCAAGAGGUUCAGGCUCAUUGGGGUCCCUCACCGUGCUCUGACGCGGGAAAAAGGUCUUGUCACCCACGGAGAGCUGAAGUACCGACGACUCGGACCUCAGCCCUAGGCUUCUGCUGUGGAGGACAAAAUCCUUAACUGUCCUGAGCGGACGUCCUGUUAGAGGGUGGCGCCUGGAUGAGCCUGGGGUAAUGCGAAAAUGAUCCACAGUCUAUUUCUCAUAAACUGUUCCGGUGACAUAUUUCUAGAGAAACACUGGAAGAGUGUUGUGAGCCAGUCUGUCUGUGAUUAUUUCUUUGAAGCUCAAGAGAAAGCAGCUGAUGUUGAAAAUGUACCACCUGUUAUUUCAACACCUCACCACUACCUCAUCAGUAUCUACCGGGAUAAGCUCUUCUUUGUCUCUGUCAUACAGACUGAAGUGCCACCUCUCUUUGUAAUUGAGUUCCUACAUCGAGUUGCUGAUACUUUUCAGGACUACUUUGGUGAGUGUUCGGAGGCUGCAAUUAAGGAUAAUGUGGUCAUAGUAUAUGAGCUCUUGGAAGAAAUGUUAGACAAUGGAUUUCCACUGGCUACUGAAUCUAACAUUUUGAAAGAAUUGAUUAAACCACCAACAAUUCUGCGUUCUGUCGUCAACUCUAUUACAGGCAGUAGUAAUGUUGGGGACACACUCCCCACUGGGCAGCUGUCCAACAUCCCAUGGCGCCGAGCAGGGGUAAAGUACACAAACAAUGAAGCCUAUUUUGAUGUCGUUGAAGAAAUAGAUGCAAUUAUAGAUAAAUCAGGAUCUACAGUCUUUGCAGAAAUUCAGGGGGUAAUUGAUGCUUGCAUUAAGCUAUCUGGAAUGCCUGACCUUUCCCUUUCUUUCAUGAACCCAAGGCUUCUAGAUGAUGUCAGCUUCCACCCCUGCAUCCGGUUCAAGCGUUGGGAAUCUGAAAGAGUUUUGUCAUUUAUUCCUCCAGAUGGAAACUUCCGACUCAUAUCAUAUCGUGUCAGCUCACAAAAUCUAGUGGCAAUACCAGUAUAUGUGAAACAUAGCAUCAGUUUUAAGGAGAACAGUUCUUGUGGUAGAUUUGAUAUUACAAUUGGACCAAAGCAAAAUAUGGGGAAAACUAUUGAAGGAAUCACAGUGACAGUUCACAUGCCAAAGGUUGUGUUGAAUAUGAACCUGACACCAACACAAGGCAGCUAUACAUUUGAUCCAGUUACCAAGGUACUAACGUGGGAUGUGGGAAAAAUCACUCCACAAAAGCUCCCCAGUCUUAAAGGACUGGUAAAUUUACAAUCUGGAGCACCCAAGCCAGAAGAGAAUCCAAGCCUCAACAUACAGUUCAAGAUCCAGCAGCUUGCCAUUUCAGGCUUAAAAGUAAACCGCUUGGACAUGUAUGGGGAGAAAUAUAAGCCAUUUAAAGGAGUCAAAUAUGUCACGAAAGCUGGAAAGUUCCAAGUGAGGACAUGAGAAGAGGCCAGAAUUCCUCAAGAUAUGUUUGUUUUCAAGUGUCAUUACAGUUUAUUACCAUUAGGUACCAAUUGGAUGGGAAUACAUAUUCUAGUUAAAGCAUUUGUGUCAAGCCACACACCGCUAACAGAGUUGCUUAGUAAUCAAUGUAGGGUUCUUAAGGAGCUUUAAGCUAAGGAAACUUCUGAAUGACUUAGCUUAUUUGUAUCUUGUCACUUAGGAAGAUUGUAGAGGUGAUUUCCUCCAUAGGGAGACACCAGCUGGAGGCUGCAUAUUUUAACAGUCAAGGCAAAAGUCUACAGUGAUAACCUCUCUCCUAAAACAAGUGAGCUGGUCUCAGCAGGAGCUAUCUUAGUCUGUAAUUGAUGUAUCAAGUGCAGCCAAAUGUCACACUUGAUCUUAGCCAUCCCUAAUCUUCUGUCCCAACACAGGAAAAAUUCCUCCCACCCCAAAAAGUUUACAGAAAACUGCCUCUUCAAGUGUUUGCCUUAUUCAGCUUUUCACUUAUGCCAUUAAGCAAGCACUGUAGCAAAAGCCACUUCACAUGGCCCUGGCAGGGAGCACUGCUGCUCCAUGCUCCAUUCUCACUGUAUUUGAUAUUGUAUUUUUUAUAAAUAAGAUUUUUAUGUAAAGCUCAGAUUUUGAUUUAUAGGGACCUUGCUGCAGUAAGUACCAUCUCAGUUUUGUGCCACUUGGUUCAGCUGUUAGCACAGUAAAAAUGAUUUGUAUCAAAGGGGCGAAUGCUUUAAGGUAAUAAAAGGGAACACUACUUCUGCUUUUAGGAAGUUAUUGCAAGCACAAGCAUUUGAGAUUUUAAGCAAAUUAAUGUAGUAAAAGAGAAACUUAAGUGAACCUUUGCCAUCUUCAUGUUUUAUAAAGCUUAUCCAACACCACUUAAAACCAGUUAGCCUGAAGGCCUCAUGCCCUAGUUCAGCUAAAGGAAGAAAAUGUGCCUGCCUCACUGUUGUCAAUCUUUUUUUUUUUUUUUUUAAGCUUUUAUCUCUUUUUGUUGUUGUUCUUAAGGGUUUCAACUUGCCCACACUCCUUGUCUUCAGGGGAACUCCCUUUUCAUAUUUUGUGCUUCCCAAUUCCCUAAUCUUUUCACAAUAUGAAAAGUCAGUAGAUUCCUUCCUGAAACUAUUGUUGUAACUGUCACUGGAGUACUUAAAUGUCUCUACUGUACUGACAAAGUACAUGAAAGUACACUAUAAUGAGGCAGAAACAAAAUCCUCAGUAACAUUGAUAAACCUGUAUUGAUCUUCAUGGUUGGCAAGUCAGUCCACAGUUGUUAUCAUUUAACUUGAUUGACUUAGAAGUCCUUGCCCAGUUAUUUUGCUUCAUUAGACAUGAAGAAUGGAGAAAGUUAAGAUGUAAGUGCUUGUUCUUGCUAUUAGCUUUCUCUUUGUGAGUCCAUUCUUUUCACUGUCAACUUAUCCCUUACCGUUAUCAUGCUAACCGUAGCCCUUACACUCAUCCCAUUCUGCUGUCAGGGCUAGUGGUUGGUGCUGGUACAGGGAGCCCACUGUACAGCAGCAUUCUUACCUUUGCCUGCCUAGGGCACCCAGCCUGCCUUUCAUCUAAUAGGAAAGGUUACUUUUUGCAACUUAGUAAUUUCUAGGGUAACCAAUAUCAGCUUGGCAGCUAAAAUUAAGAUGUUGCCAAAUAUUUAUUCCCUUUGCCUAAGAUUGGAUACCCAGUUCAAUUGCUUUUCAUUUUAAUGUCUUCCUCUUCAAAGUUCAUACCUCAAAAGAGCAAUCAAUACAUUUACUUUUCUUUCUGCAGAAUCCCUAAUCUCAAUCAUCCAUAUAUGGACUAAUUUUCUUUCUGUGCUAUCUUCUCAUAUACAAGCAGAUUGUAUGCCAAGAGUCCCUUGCUUCUAGCAAUUUCUGCUAAAACUUCCAAGUAGACUGUUUCCUUUUACAAUUAAAUUAUUGUAUUUAUUAAUUUGAUUGAAUCCAGUAAGUCCUUUCUCUAGCUCUGGCUACACUGUCAAUAAAAAGAUGAAAGCAACAAGUUGAUUUUUUAGCUUGACGGUUAAUUGAGCAUUCUCAGCUGGGCAUGCCUCAGUGUUAGGGCAGGCUGAACGUGGUCACAUUUUACUCUGCAUCAUCACACAAGGUGUGAGGGUUGCUGCAGAGCACUUCCAAGUGCUCCUCUCUUGACCUCAGCCUUAUAUACUUUCUCUAACCAUCACCCUUUUAGCCACAGACUGAACAAUAAGUGAUGAAAGCUACUCUCCCUACCACCACCUACUAACAACAAAGAUCCAUGAAUUCUUAGUAGUAUUGAAAUAUUUUUCAAGCACAGAAUUCCAGAUAAUUCCAGAAUAGCCUCAUUUUCUAAAUUCUUAAAGGAGUAUAACCCAAAAGCUCAUUUUCUGCAUAAAGGAGUCACCAUCAUUUUAUUCAAAGGGAGUUCAUAUGAUGGGUUCAUUCCUUAAGUGCUGCUAUAGAAGAACCUUGGAAAAUACUGGUCCUGGUGUCCUUAGAGUCAUCUGACUUGAGAAAAACUAUAAUGCAGCAGGAAGGCAGCACCAGUGAACGUAUGGUAAAUAGAAAAAAUGAGACCAUGAACACUGUUUUCAGAUAUUGCUGAGCUAAUUCAGUACCUCUGGACAGUUCCCUUUAACUCAGACAGCUGGAAUCUGCCUCCCUAGUCAGCAACUUUUCUAAGUUAAAGCAGUGAUAAAUGUAGUCAGUACUAUCCCCCUUUAGUGAUAUUUACCACUUUCAGAUCUGGAAAAUAAGGCAAAAAUACUGAUGUCCCAGCUCUACUUCAAGAACCUGUUCCUACUCUUAGAGCUUCCUCAAGCAAGAAGAGGAAUAUGUGCCCAAAAGCUAGCUCUGCCUCAUAACUCUGGUGGAUCCCUGACAACCCUGUUGUUCUGUAUUGGGCUUUAGAAUAUUAAAUACAGACCUGCAAUAUUCCUGCACAUGUAAUAGCUUUAGCUUAGGGGAUAGUGAUGGCCUCCACAUACAGCCAGAAUCUUCUAAGAUGGACUACUUCAACCAGGGGAUGAUCUAUAUCAUCUGGCUGUUUUCCUCUUACUGCUAACCUUUUGUCACUUCUGCUGCUUCUAGUUUAUAAUCCCCAGUGUUGUCCUUUAUUACAAAGAUCUUGUUAAGUAAAUAUAUUACCGCUGGUUUCUA